GCAGCGCGUGACGGCGCGCGGGUUGGGCCGCUCGCUCGGUUGGUGGGUGGCUGGCUGGCGGAAGUGUCUGUCUGUGCUGGACCUGCGGCGCGAGCGGAGCUUCUCGUCCGGGAUCGAGUUCGUGGCAGCGCGUGAUGGCUUAUCAGUACCGUCCGCCGCACCAGAACAACGGCGUCUGCGACCAGGGCUUCCUUUGGAACAUCUUCCAGCGAGUUGAUAGGGACCGAAGUGGGGUAAUAUCUGAAAGUGAGCUCCAGCAAGCUUUAUCCAAUGGGACGUGGACACCUUUCAAUCCGAAGACUAUUCGAUCCAUCAUUGGAAUGUUUGACCGGAAUAAUAGAGGAGGAGUGGAUUUCAAUGAAUUUGUGGGUCUUUGGAAGUAUAUAAAUGACUGGCAGAACAUUUUCCGAACUUACGACAGAGAUAAUUCCAAUUUCAUUGACAAGAAUGAAUUGAAACAGGCUUUAUCAAGUUUUGGGUACCGCCUGUCAGAUCAAUUCUACAAUGUUCUUCUUAGCAAAUUUGACCGGCAAGGAAGAGGGCAGGUAGCCUUUGAUGAUUUUAUUCAGUGCUGCAUUGUCCUUCAGAGGCUGACUGAUGUAUUCAGACGAUUUGAUACUGACCAGGAUGGCUGGAUACAGGUUUCAUAUGAGCAGUACCUCACAAUGAUCUUAAGUGUAGUGUAAUUUUUGCUACUUUAUAAUCCUUUCCCUUUGUAAUGCUCAGUCAGUCAAGGGCCCUUUGACUGAAUUAUCAAGACAAUUUAAAAGUAGCUUAGAACAGAAAUGCUUGUGUAAAAUUUGAAGCAAAUGCUUAUCUUUAAGACAAAUUGCACUUACUUUGUAAAAUAGACUACUGUACACAAUCUUAAUGUUAUUAGCAUGCAACUGUGCCAUAUUGUCUUCUAUUGCAACAGAGCAAUCAGUUUUGAUAACAAGAUAUGCAGCUGAGGCUACCUAUGGCAAAGAAUAGCUUUAUAAAUCAUGCAUGGUGCCUUAUUUGUCAGAUACAUGACAGCAAUCUAUCAUUUGUUAUUCAGAGUAAUUAACGUGAGACAGACUAACUUUGGCAAGUUUGUCUUCAUAAAUUUCAUGCUAAAUGCUUAAUAUGCAUUAACUUUUUAUUGUUUCUAGAACUUGUUGCAUAGUUUAAUAUUAAUGAGAAUAAAUACAAUCUUACAAAGAUGCAGGCCAAUAAACUAUUUUAAUGGGAUUUUCUCAUGUGCUAUGUAUAAACUAGUAUGUGCCAGACAUUCAUUUACUGUAACAAUGUAAACAUAUGGUAA
This is a messenger RNA of Mobula hypostoma (lesser devil ray), 1285 nucleotides long. It is a transcript of the gene pdcd6, whose product is annotated as programmed cell death 6. The transcript has 6 exons. Gene Ontology annotation, molecular function: calcium ion binding. The coding region runs from base 135 to 686 and encodes 183 amino acids. The record is from RefSeq and is a predicted model, not a curated record. NCBI's taxonomy places the organism in Eukaryota, Metazoa, Chordata, Chondrichthyes, Myliobatiformes, Myliobatidae.